Molecule: messenger RNA, 331 nt
Organism: Drosophila persimilis
Lineage: Eukaryota; Metazoa; Arthropoda; Insecta; Diptera; Drosophilidae
Product: U6 snRNA-associated Sm-like protein LSm6
Exons: 2
Coding region: 42-281 (79 amino acids)
Biological process (GO): maturation of SSU-rRNA; mRNA splicing, via spliceosome
Cellular component (GO): P-body; nucleolus; sno(s)RNA-containing ribonucleoprotein complex
Molecular function (GO): RNA binding
Source: RefSeq, a predicted model, not a curated record
CCCUUAUAAAUAAAAUAAAUAUAACUGAAUAAACCUCUAAAAUGUCGCGCAAAGAAGCCCUCUCGCAGUUUAUCAACCAGAUCCAUGGUCGCCCCGUGGCCGUGAAGCUGAACAACGGCGUGGACUAUCGCGGUGUGCUGGCUUGCUUGGAUGGCUAUAUGAACAUUUGCCUGGAGCAGACGGAGGAGUACGUAAAUGGGCAGCUGAAAAACAAAUACGGCGACGCAUUCAUCCGCGGAAACAACGUGCUCUACAUAUCCACGCAGAAACGGAGAGUUUAGUAGUAUAACUUAAGUUUAUUUCAUAAAUACAACCGAAACUCCAUUCUGAA